Messenger RNA from Seminavis robusta, 1362 nucleotides. The record is from the annotation of a GenBank genome assembly. NCBI's taxonomy places the organism in Eukaryota, Bacillariophyta, Bacillariophyceae, Naviculales, Naviculaceae.
AAGUUUGUGAGCAGGGUUGGGAUAGCUAUUACCUGGUAUCUACUACUCCAGAACACCGGUAGAAGACAGCAUUUAGUUGCUUUUGAGUUGGUUGUUAUAAAGUACGAAAUCAUGGCGACGUCUCAAGGAGUGCAUGUGAUAGUGGGCGGUCUGGGUGGCAUGGGACGAUGUCUGCAGCAUCAAUUGCUGGCCCACGGCAAACAAGUGCGGGUCCUGGAUUUGGCCCCAUCGGCUCAAGCUGCCACCAGUCGUCUGGUUCAUCCCACUUCGAUUGAGUAUGCCCACUGCGAUCUUUCUGCCAGCAAUACUACUGAUAUGCUACACGACGCCUUGAAAAAUGCCGAAACCGUCUACUCCCUGGUCACGCCCGAUGUAUUGAAGGGAUCUGCGGCUGCCAUGCGUCGCACCAACGUGGAAGGAGUCCAAACUCUGAUUACAGCGUGUCAAACGGUUGGAGUGCCCAAACUAGUCUAUGCGUCGUCCAUGGCCGUCACGAACCACCUUAUAGAGCACAAGGAAGAAACGGAACAAGUGCCUCUGCCGGACUGGGGCACCUACCAGUUGGCAUAUGACAGGACCAAACGACAAGGAGAAGAAUUGGUAUUACAGGCAAACAACAGCAAUAAUUUGCAGACGUGUUCACUCCGUUUGGGUUCGGUCAUGGCGGGACCGGGAGAUUACGCCACGCGACACAUUUUGGAACGACCCGGCCAAGUCAUUUCCAUCCAAUUUCCUAGAUUGAUUGACACCGUGUCGGCACGUGAUUUGGCUGUCGCUUUUCGAUCGGCUUCGGACAAGAUGGAUGCCACGGAUAGUGCCGUCGGUGGAAAAGCCAUUUUUACCACCAAGAGUAAGAAUGAUCAAGCCGCCACGGUCCCUGGAACAAUAGAGUUGUUUGCCCAGGAAUUGGGCUGGAAAGUGGUCAAAUUGCCUGCCUCUGUUGCGGUUGCCAUGGCACAUGGAUAUCGCGCCAAGGAAACAGUCAAGGGGCUGUUCCAUGCCCCCAAUGAAGAGUCCACCCCGGGAUUACCUUUUGACUUGGUCAUGGAACUUUGCACCAAGGAAAUGACAUUUGACAAUUCAUUAGCAAAAGAAUUGUUGGACUAUCAACCUCAGGAAAAAUGGGAAGAUGCUGUCAUUCGCGUUGCCAAGGAAACUCGCCAAGCCCAUCCGGAGCUUUUCUCGUCGUAGUGACUGUUGGAGACGGGCAGCAAGGGCAAAACUGAGUGAUGAUAGAGUACUAUUGUGUAGUAAUUUCCUUCCAGCCAAUGAUCCGUGCCAUUGCCUAUUGUUUUUUGUUGUGGUCCUUUCUAGCGUGCGCCAAAUCGAUUGAAGUGUGAGAAUUUGAUUGACAAUGAUGCA